Molecule: messenger RNA, 3978 nt
Organism: Gigantopelta aegis
Lineage: Eukaryota; Metazoa; Mollusca; Gastropoda; Neomphalida; Peltospiridae
Product: gastrula zinc finger protein XlCGF17.1-like
Exons: 2
Coding region: 368-1273 (301 amino acids)
Cellular component (GO): nucleus
Source: RefSeq, a predicted model, not a curated record
UGCAAGAUUUAUUCAUUGAAUUUGUUUUUAGAAGUAUGCUAUUGCUAAAGAGAGAUCGUAGGUUUAACUAACAUUACGUGUUACUAUACAUGAUGAUUAUGUGUUUGAUUUACAGCUCGUCAAGCGGUUAAUUUCCGAGAAAAAAAGAAACUGUUUGCAAAAACGUGCAAUUUGAAAACAACAGGCUAGUAAAGUUUACACUUUAUCAAGCUUUUGGAUGAGCAAUGUUAAUACAAGAACCAAUGACACUUCUCAAAAGCUUUGUUGUGGUGUGACAAGUAAUAGCUGAAAAGCUUUUCCCCAGGAUUCCCAGUACGUUAAGGCAAAAGCAGAAGCAGUUGUGGUGUUGCCAGCGAAAAAAGAAGCAAUGUCGCUAUUUCCUAUGAAUAAGGAUUUUGAGUGUGAGAUUUGCCUGAAGUACUUCGCCAGCUGUUACAAUCUUAAACGCCACAUGCUCAUGCACACGGGAGAAAAACCUUUUCAAUGUGACGUCUGCUUGAAAUGUUUCUCUGGCGGGAACAUCCUCAAACAACACCUGCUGAUCCACAACGAGGAGAAACCCUUCACGUGCGGGGUGUGUUCGCGGUCCUUCACGUAUAGCUGUAACCUGAAGACCCACAUGCUGACACACAGCAGUGAGAAACCGUUUCAAUGUGAGCUAUGUUCGAAGAGCUUCACUCGCGUCUACCACUUGAAAAUACACAUGCUGAUACACACCGGCGAAAAGUCCUUCCAGUGUGGAAUCUGUUUUAAAGGCUUCUCGGCGCGAGUCUUCUUGAAUCACCAUAUGCUGAUGCAUACAGGGGAGCGGUCGUUCAGGUGCGAGGUGUGUUCCAAGUGCUUUGUGCGCAGAAACAACCUGACGAAACACAUGUUGACCCAUACCGGGGAGAAGUCGUUCAAGUGUGGACUGUGCACGAAGUGUUUCACGCAGGCCAGCAGCGUGAAGAGACACAUGUUAAUUCACACCGGGGAGAAACCCUUUCAGUGUGAGAUGUGUGACAAGUGUUUCUCCGACCGCACAUCCAUGAAGAGACACGUCCUCGUGCACACCGGCGAGAAGCCGUUCCAGUGUUAUGUGUGCUCCAAGGCGUUCACGCAGAGUUACGAGUUGAAGAAACAUGUCUUCACGCACACCGACGAGAAGCCAUUCAAGUGUGGAAUCUGUUUUAAGUGUUUCACGCACAGUCGAGAUGUAAAACUUCAUAUACUCGUCCAUACUAGCGUUUACUCACAGACUGUUAAAUCUUUAAAAUAUAUGUACAGUGCAUGAGACAAAUAUAUUGAUGUUUUACACAGUGCAUGAGCAACACAUUAAAAUAUAUGUACAGUACAUGAGACAGAUGUACUGAAACAUUACACUAUGCAUGAACAGUGUACAGUACAUGAGACAAAUAUACUAAAACAUUACACAGUGCAUGAGCAACACAUUAAAAUAUAUGUACAGUACAUAUAUUAUACAUAUGAUAUUUUAAUGUGUUGCCUCAUUUACUGUACAUGUAACAUUUUAACAUGUCUUGUGUACAUGCUAUGCAUGUGAUCUUUUAAUAUGUUUAGUGUACUGUACUUAUAUCGAAUGUACAGUACAUUAUAUGUACAGUACAAGAGACAACACUAAAAUGUUGUAUACAUACAGUACUGAGAUGUAAAACCAGGCGUGUGUGCAGGAAUUUAAGAUGUGGGUGUUGGAAUCUAUCUAAUACAAGAAUUUUUUUAUCAUACAUACAUACAUACGUAUACAGUACAUGAGACAACACUGAAAUGCGUGUGUGGAGUACAUAAAACAACACAUUAAAAUAAGAUACAUACACAGUAUAAGAGAACGCAUUGAAAUAAGAUACAUACACAGUAUAGGAGACAAGACAUUAAAAUAAGAUGGAUACACAGUAUAGGAGACAAGACAUUAAAAUAAGAUACAUACACAGUAUAGGAGACAAGACAUUAAAAUAAGAUAUACAGUAUAGGAGACAAGACAUACACCGUAUAGGAGACAAGACAUUAAAAUAAGAUGCAUACACAGUAUAGGAGACAAGACAUUAAAAUAAGAUACAUACACAGUAUAGGAGACAAGACAUUAAAAUAAGAUACAUACACAGUAUAGGAGAACACAUUACAAUAAGAUACACAGUAUAGGAGACAAGACAUUAAAAUAAGAUGCAUACACAGUAUAGGAGACAAGACAUUAAAAUAAGAUGCAUACACAGUAUAGGAGACAACACAUUAAAAUACAUACACAUUAUAGGAGAUGACACAUUAAAAUAAGAUACAUACACAGUAUAGGAGACAACACAUUAAAAUAAGAUACACAGUAUAGGAGACAACACAUUAAAAAGGUAUAUACAUUAUAUAAGACAACACAUUAAAAUAAGGUACAUACAUGGUAUACGAUGUGACCACACAUUAAAAUAAGGUACAUACAUGGUACACGAUGUGACCACACAUUCAAAAUAAGGUACGUACACGGUACACGAUGUGACCACACAUUCAAAAUAAGGUACGUACACGGUACACGAUGUGACCACACAUUCAAAAUAAGCUACGUACACGGUACACGAUGUGACCACACAUUCAAAAUAAGCUACGUACACGGUACACGAUGUGACCACACAUUCAAAAUAAGCUACAUACACGGUACACGAUGUGACCACACAUUCAAAAUAAGCUACGUACACGGUACACGAUGUGACCACACAAAUAUUACUUUUUAAAUGUAUUUUUAGGGGGAGCAUGUUGUAGAUUGUAGUAUUAUGAUACAUAAUAAUUAAUACUUACAUUUGUUGAAUGUAUUAACAUUUUCAGUUCUUUUUGUGAUGAUUGUUUGAAACAUUGUUUUGUCAUUGUGUUCAUGUUGUUUUAAAUGUGGAAUGUUUACUUGAAAUAACAAAAUUUAUCUUUCUUGACUGGACCCCUUUAAAAACAUCACUUGUCAGUGUGGACCCCUUUAAAUACAUCACUUGUCAGUGUGGACCCCUUUAAAAACAUCACUUGUCAGUGUGGACCCCUUUAAAUACAUCACUUGUCAGUGUGGACCCCUUUAAAUACAUCACUUGUCAGUGUGGACCCCUUUAAAUACAUCACUUGUCAGUGUGGACCCCUUUAAAAACAUCACUUGUCAGUGUGGACCCCAUCCCCUACAUAAUUUUCUCCACACAUACUUGAUGUACUAGUAUACAAUAUAUAAGAAACACAUUAAAAUAAAGUACACAUACAUAAGACAUUAAAAUAGUAUAAUUAAUUUGUUUAAAAUAAUUGUCUUGUUUUCGUGUGUGAAAUUUGCUGUGUAAACAAAUGGCAGGGAACAUUUUGUUCAGUAUCGCGCCGCGAUUCGCUACACAAGUUUCAAAGAUCGCUAUACAAUUUUACAACAUUAAACAGUAGUUGCUAAUCAACUUUCAACUGACUAGAAAUUUUGCCAAUCAAGAUUUUGGAAACAAAAUGUUCCCUGGGUGGACACCUGAAUUAAUGACACUAUGCUCUGCUUGCUGCACAGGGCUUCUAGAAUGUUUUAUAAAAUCCACUAGCCAUGGGAUCAGUGAUUUAAAAAAUUUACUAACCACGAUUAAAAUUUUACUAGCCCUACUUUACUAAAUAAUAGUAAUAAUCAGAUAUGUCACCUAAAUAGAGAGAGGGAGCUUAAAAACACUCAAAUUUGGGGAGUUGGGGAAAAGAUAUUCAUAUUGACAAAAUAGACUUAACUGCAACAUUUGACACAAAAAAACAAAUAUCACUAGCCGUUGGGCAUGGCAAUAGUAUUUAUUUACUAUCCCAACAUUGAAUAUCACUAGCCAUGCGAGUGGGGCUACCAGAAUCUAGAAGUCCUGGCUUGCAUCUAUAUUGUGUAGACUAGUUCCAGUGGCAUGCAUACAGUCAUGUAGAACUAAUAACCAUGUUGCACCAUUGACAUGGAUAUAGAGAUAUCCGUAUGCCUAUUUAUCUUUGGUUUAACUAUAACAAAUAAAAUGUGUUUCAAACACAAAA